This is a messenger RNA of Carassius carassius (crucian carp), 1077 nucleotides long. RefSeq names its product apolipoprotein D-like. Lineage: Eukaryota; Metazoa; Chordata; Actinopteri; Cypriniformes; Cyprinidae. The record is from RefSeq and is a predicted model, not a curated record. Gene Ontology annotation, biological process: tissue regeneration; lipid transport; brain development. Bases 167 to 727 code for a protein of 186 amino acids. The transcript has 5 exons. Gene Ontology annotation, molecular function: lipid binding.
AGCUGCUUCUUGUUACAACACAAUCUCAGUGUGUCAUGAUGAACAUCUCCUCCUUUCUUGUCAGCACACAACUACUGGACCAGCACACACACGCAACACAACACCUUCAGCUCUGCACUUAACAACAAGUUCAUCUGGAACAGCUAAGACAGCAGCUCUUGACAAGAUGAAGACCGUGAGUGCGUUGCUCGUAUCUCUACUGCUUCCCUUGGUCUCCGCUCAGACAUUUCGUUGGGGCCCCUGCCCAACACCGAUGGUCCAGCCAAACUUUGAAAUAAACAAGUACCUCGGAAAGUGGUAUGAGAUCGAAAAGCUCCCAGCAUCCUUUGAGAAAGGCAAGUGCAUUGAGGCAAAUUACGCGCUAAGACCUGACAACACUGUCCAAGUUGUCAAUGUUCAGACAUACAAAGGAAAAAUAAGGAAAGCAGAGGGCACAGCAAUCACUCAGGACCCGAUGGAGCCAGCCAAGCUUGGAGUCAGUUUCUCCUACUUCACUCCCUACGCCCCAUACUGGGUCCUCUCUACUGACUACAGCAGCAUUGCACUGGUCUAUUCAUGCACUGAUGUUCUCCGGCUCUUCCAUGUGGACUUUGCCUGGAUCCUGUCACGCUCACGCAUUCUGCCCCCGGAGGCCAUCUACCAUGCCAAAGAGACCUUCUCACGUGACAACAUUGACGUGAGCAAAAUGCUUCCCACAGAUCAGGAAGGAUGCGAUAGUCCUCUUUAAACACUGAAGACUGAAAUAUAUCUUUUUGGUAUCUAUCACUAUUAUGGGUGAAAAUGGUUUAAGUUAUCAUUAUAAAAUUUAUCUCGCAUAAAAGUGUCUGAACCCAGCCAGCACAUAAUUAAACCUAAUGUGUAUAUGUAUGUUGUAUAUCUUAAAAAAGAAUAAAUAAAAUGCAUUGGAGAUUUUGCUUGUGGAGCAUUCCUUAGACAUUAUUUUAUUAAACAGGUGUUUAUUUUAUAAAUAUACUGGAGUCCUCUCUGUUCUGCACAAUUUGAGAUUGGUCCUCAAGAUUGGGUUUUCUAUGCCUUUCUGAAUGUUUAAUGUUAAUAAAAAAUGUGUUCAGAUUUUUA